AGGAGCACAAAAGCUGACGUUUCGGGCCUGGACGCUUUGUGCUCCUGAGAUGCUGCUUGGCCUGCUGUGUUCAUCCAGCCUCACACUUUAUUAUCUCUGAUUCUCCAGCAUCUGCAGUUCCCAUUAUCUCUGAUACUUUCUUUGACAUUCAGUUCUUUUUCUUCUCCCCAUACAGGGUUAUUCAGUGCCUUCUUGGGCAGCGGUGCCUCCCAAAGCCCCCAUUCUCUUAUUCUCCAACUGACCAUGAGUGGGGCAGCAUUGGGAAUCGAUAUUGUGGUGGUGUUCUUCCUGGCUCUGCUGGUUCUCUAUCGAUAUGCCGACUUCAGGAAGCAGCACAAGCUGGUGAUUGUAGCCACACUGUUAGCCUGGUAUCUCUGCUUCCUCAUUGUCAUCAUCCUGCCUCUGGAUGUCACCACGAAGGACAACCAGAAUUGUAUGCAGUGUUCUGAACGUGGCCUCACUAAUGCCCUACAUCGUGCAACAUUGACAUCCCAACUCCAAUACUCAAAUGGUGUGACCAAUGAACGCAAGUGUGUCAGAUGUCUCCUUCACCAACAACAACACCAUCAGAAGUUGCUGGAAAAGUUCAGCAGGUCUGGGAGCAUCUGUGAAGAAAAAACCAUUUACAGACAGUGUGAAGUUGAUAGCUCCAAGAUAUCACCCAGCAGCGCCCCAAACUCCAGUAAGGUGUUCACAGCCAACAGGACUAACUCCUCCCACGGUGUGCCGGAUAUCCCAGUGCUGCAACAAUGUUUCAAGCCUUGGAGUUACAUCCCGGAUGGAAUUCUGCCUGUAUUCUGGAGAGUUGUCUACUGGACAUCACAGUUUUUGACCUGGAUCUUGCUGCCUUUUAUGCAGUCCUAUGCUCGUUCAGGUGAUUUCUCCAUUACGGGAAAGAUUAAGACUGCACUGUUUGAAAAUGCCAUCUACUACGGCACUUACCUGCUGAUUUUUGGAGCUCUCCUCAUCUAUGUGGCUGUCCAUCCUGGGCUGAGGCUUGACUGGUAUAAGCUACAAACUAUUGGCAUCACUGCUGCCAACACAUGGGGGCUGUUCCUGCUUGUACUGUUGCUGGGAUAUGGCCUGGUAGAGAUCCCACGCUCCUAUUGGAAUGCUGCCCGACGAGGUCAUCUCCUCACCAAAACCCAGUUCAAAGUGGCGAAGCUGAUGACAGAGAAAGCAGAUGCUGAGGAGACGCUCGAGGAUGUGAUGGAGGAGGUCAGGAAGCUGAAUGAGACAGUGAAAUAUAACCAUCCCUUCAGAAAGUACAUUGACACCAUCCUCCGAAAGUGUCCCACUGAGUACCAGGAGAGAAUGGGCAGGAACAUGGAUGACUAUGAAGACUUUGAUGAGAAUAGCAACAGCAUCCCAAGUGAGAAGAGCCUGGUUAGGCUCCAUAAACAAGUGAUCUACGUGGUUCAGAGGCAGCAGCGAACACAGGUCCAGUGGAAGAUGCUGCUGGAGGAGGCAUUUCAUCUGGAGGAUGUGGCCAAGAAUGAAGCCAGCAGCAGUCACCAGUUUAUUCGUGGGUUCCAGAGCCAGGAGCCCAGGAACUGGAUCAGCCGCUAUCUGUAUACCCCCGCUGUAGAGUGGUACUGGGAGUGUUUGUUACGGAGUUGGUGUUAUCGGAUUCUGGCUGUGGUUCUCUCGCUCUUCUCGAUAAUUGUCGUCUGGUCUGAAUGCACUUUCUUUAGCACCAAACCCGUCCUCUCGCUGUUUGCUAUCUUCAUCCAGGUGGCUGAGAAAACCUACAAUUAUCUCUACAUUGAGCUCGCCUGUUUCAUUAGUAUCUUCUUCCUGAGUAACUGCGUCUACUCCACUGUCUUCAGGAUUCGUAUUUUUAAUUACUACUACCUGGCUCCACAUCAGCAGACUGAUGCCUAUAGUCUACUCUUCAGUGGAAUGUUGUUCUGCCGACUGACACCACCGUUAUGUCUGAAUUUCUUGGGACUGAUCCACAUGGAUUCCGCAAUUUCACAUCAGAACAGAGAGCAGACUGCCUACACCUCGAUAAUGGGCUCAAUGCGGGUGAUAUCUUUCAUUGCUGAUGGAUUCUACAUUUAUUACCCGAUGCUCGUUGUCAUCCUCUGCAUUGCUACCUAUUUCAGCCUGGGUACACGUUGCCUGAAUCUCCUUGGCUUCCAGCAAUUUAUGGGAGAUAACGAAAUGACAUCUGACCUUGUGGAUGAAGGAAAAGAGCUAAUUAAAAGAGAGAAAAGGAAACGGCAGCGACUGGAAGAUGGGGAGAAUCGGCGAAGGGAGUGGAAAGAACGCUACGGAAACCAGAAAGACAAUUUCACUCGGAACAGGGGCUCUCACUCUGAAAUACCUAGUUCACUGCAUGCAACUAAGCGAGCUUCCACAAAGUACUCCCGCUGGAACAGUCGGUCAGAAAGGGAUGGCAUGGAGUUGCUGCAGGAUCCUGAGCCUAUGGAUUUCAAUGCUGACACCUUCAGUGAUGAUGGCCCUGAUCAGAACUCUGACCUGGGAAGGUACCAGCCAAGUGGAAGGUAUCUGUCAAUGUCUUGCAGCCGGAUCUUUGAUGAUAUCUGAAUGUGCACGGAUUUGCAUCUGCUCAAGCAUAUGCCACUAUCUGCCCUCACUGCCACAUCUGAGUGGAAAUUUUGUUGGGAAAGAAAUAUCUGCUCCCUUCACAAAUACAACCUUUGAAGUCCAGUCACUGUAGUAAAAAUGCUUUGGGAUGUCUUGAUGUCACGGAAGGUUCUUUGAAAAUACAAAUGCUUUUUCAUCCCUUCCUUCCAGUUUUACUACUGCAGUAGUGUACUGAUAUUUCAUUUUGUGCGUGGGCAGUGGGCCUGGGUUCAGGAGUACAUUUUGCAGAAAGUAUUCCUGUUAAUUUUGCUUUUGCACUUUUCUGCCCCUGGAAUGAAGGAUGCAUUUUGGGCCAGUAAUCAGACUUCUGUAUUCACAUCUUUGGGUGUAAAGAAUCAUUGUAAUUUAAUCAGGUGUAUUUAAUAAAUAGUGAAGCAAAACCAUUGCUGUUUCUGAGAGAACAAGCAGCAACUGCAGACCUUAUCCUAACAACCAAGUUGUGAGGUUGUAAGGGUAGUGGGACUCUCUUAUAUGCAAAAUUAUAAUGCAGACUACUUAGCUAGACAUUUAUCAGUACCAGAAGAAUGUGGGAGAUGGUCAUGAAAAUAGAAAGCUGGAACGUGGCCAAUUUCUCACUCAUCUUAACUGACAUUAAGGAAGAAACCACCAAUUGUAAGGGUUAAGUCACUGAAAAGGACUGUUAUAUCUCAGGAGCUAGACUGUAGACCUGCUGCUCUGAGGGGCUGUGAUGGAACAGAUCUAGAUGAGACUUGAACCUCCAGUGUACCCAGGAUAAAAACUCAAUUGUGCUGAAACACCAUCUAACAUUACAGUUAACAGCAUUUCUCUCAUCCUUUCACACACAUUGUUUGGCCCUGGUUUUAGCUUGGCUCCUUACUGCAGUACAGGAAAUAAUAGGUGACACUGGAGAGUGUCUGGAUACAACCAGGCAAAGACUCACCUGGUUCAACUGUCAUGACGGUUCUGAUUAACACACUGGGACUUGCUCCCCAAACCUGGCAGCCCUUGAGACACUAAUAUUGAACAUGUGACCAUACACUAAGGCUGCUCUCGAGUGCUCUUAACAGAUGUGCAAAGGUUCCAAUUUCCUUGUUUGGCUAUUCAUUUCCAAUAGAUCUAGCUGAUUGAAGAUGGUGUAGUUUUAAUCAAUCAGGUUGUGCAUUGAUAAAACAUUAAUGAAAAAAGCAAAAGUUUUAGUACUUUUACAGAAUUUGUUACCAACAUUGAGGAAAUUCAAACCUCCUGCACAUUCACUUGACAUAAAAAACACAACCAACUGGAAACAGACAGGUAACAAAGAGAGGUAAAAAAUUUAUUGCAGUAUUUGUUCCGCCAGUUUGUUUUGGCUGGGGAUCCCUUUUUUUUGUUUUGCCAGAGUGACCCUAAUACAUUUAAAUCUACAUUUACAAAACAAAAAAAAUCAAAUAAAAUCUCCCAUGUAGGUCACAGAUACUGCAUGCUUUCAUUAGAAUAAAUUAUAUCCAGCACAGUCUGGCAUUGUACAUCCUGUAAAAUAACUUCUCUCUGGAACUUCUGCUACACUAAAGAAAGCCAUUGCUGCUAGGUUAAACUCCAAGAACACUUUAUUAAGAACAUUAACAGACUAAAUUCCAACAUUCACUUAACUUUUAUUUUUAAACAGAAUUCUUUUUCCAAGAUAUAAACAAUUUUUUGUUUUGUUAAACUAUAAUACAGUGGGAGUUAAAAUCAAUCAAGAAGGUUCGGCUGUACAACAGCGAAGGAAGCUCCCACGAGAAAAUGGUAUCUGACAAUUGCUCUUCUCGUUUGUCUCCGUGUCUGAAUCCUAGUAGAGUUCUGCAGACUGUGAAACCAUUCAUUUUAUAAGUGUUGUCAGAAUAUGGUCUUUUAGCCCCAAGUUUAUUCUCACUGCUGUGAAUUUGGCUGCAGUUUUAGUUGUGUUAGCAGGAAGAUCCUUCCUUUGCUGCAUACAGCGAUCGUAAAGUCUGAACAACUUUGUUAGUCAGCUUAUUUGCACUUGUCAGAGCAAUUUUCUUGUAAAUGAUGUCCGACUCUUUGAUACUGUCAACCCAAGGCACCAGUUUGCGGCCCUCUCUGCGUUUAGCCUCUGUCCAAGAGCCACUAUACGAACCGGCCAUCCAAUGAACACUGAAACCACUGUUGGUCUUUUCGACAACUCUCGCAAUCUGUGGCCGGUCUUUAUAUUUAGGGCAGCAGAUGGCAAUCACAUCCAUUACUUCCACAGCUUCAUGCAGCUGAGCUCCAAGAUCCCCUGGCUCAGACAAUCGUUUAGAUCUUCUGGUUGCCUUAGAGAUGAUUGGAAAGAGAAGUGAUUAGUUAACGGACCAGCAGCUAAGCAAUAGCUCUUGCCUUUGAAAGACACAGGCAACUGUACCCAAGUCAAACAUCCAAAGAUGCAGGUGACUGCCUAAUCAUCAACACUAGACCUCAAGAAUGGAACCAUGUCUGAACAACAGCACUGGGCCCUUUGGAAAGUACAGGUAACAGUGCCUGAAUGACAGCAGGGGCUUGAGAAAGAUCUCAUUCCUGAAUGGCUGGGUAAGCUUGAAUGAGGAUGGGGGAAAACAGGAACCAGAAGAAUACAACUUUUCAGAUUUAGAUUAAUGCAAAUUGUCCUUCAUUAUGUCCUCUUGUUCCAAAUAAAAAUAUUAACAGGAA
Messenger RNA from Stegostoma tigrinum, 5232 nucleotides. It is a transcript of the gene lmbrd2b, whose product is annotated as LMBR1 domain containing 2b. The transcript has 18 exons. Gene Ontology annotation, biological process: adrenergic receptor signaling pathway. Bases 244 to 2553 code for a protein of 769 amino acids. The record is from RefSeq and is a predicted model, not a curated record. Lineage: Eukaryota; Metazoa; Chordata; Chondrichthyes; Orectolobiformes; Stegostomatidae. Gene Ontology annotation, cellular component: membrane.